CAGAACUACAAACCCAAACCAAAAACCUGCCCUCUUCAUAAGAAAAACCCAAAACCCAACCUUAUCCAAUCCACCAUUUUUCCAGUUAUAGUCCCAAAAAUUUCCAAUCCUUCACAAAUGUUAGCACCUCUUCCAAUGGCACGCUCAGCUGUUUCUUCUUCUUCUUCUACACUAUACACCAAGCUCUCCAACUUCUCUUUAACUCCAUCUCCUUUUUCACUCACUGCCCAUUACUCAUCAAAACCCUUUAAACCCAUCAAACUCUUUAAACCCAACUCUAAUCACAACCACCCACCUUCACUUCUCAAAUUUAAUCAUCAAUUUAUCCCUAAAUUCUCUGCCUUUGACACCUUUGAAGAAGACCCAGAUGAUCAUAUUUCAAAUGCUAGAGAUGACUUGCAAUCUGACCCUGAAGAAUAUGACCAAGAAUUUCAAAAUGAAACCAAACCCACAGAGUUAGAUGAUGGAGGCAGGCUUUAUGUUGGUAACUUGCCUUAUACUAUGACUUCUUCUGAGUUGUCUGAGGUUUUUCAAGAGGCUGGUCGUGUUGCCAAUGUUGAGAUUAUAUAUGAUAGGGUUACUGAUAGGAGCAGAGGUUUCGGGUUUGUGACGAUGGCAAGUGUUGAAGAAGCUAAAGAAGCUAUUAAGAAGUUCAAUGGAGCACAACUCGGAGGUCGAACCGUGAGGGUGAACUUCCCAGAAGUGCCCAAGGGAGGUGAGAAGGAAAUAAUUGGAACAAGGAUAAGAACCUACAAGGGCUUCGUUGAUAGUCCUCACAAGAUCUAUGCAGGAAAUCUGGGUUGGCGCGUAACAUCUCUCGCUCUUAAAGAUGCUUUUGCUAACCAACCAGGCGUAUUAAGUGCCAAAGUCAUUUACGAGAGGGACACGGGGAGGUCUCGAGGUUUUGGGUUUGUCUCGUUUGAAUCAGCUGAGGAUGCAGAUGCUGCUCUAAAUACCAUGAAUGGAGUGGAGUUAGAAGAUCGGCCUUUGAGGUUGAAUAUGGCUGCAGAUAGAGCACGUUCUACUCCAUCAACGGAAGCCUAUGCUGGAGAUAAUCUUGAGACGAGUGAAUUGUUUUCUGGCAUUGGCUCGUAAGGGAAAUGUGGUAUCUUAAUGAGUGAAUGUAUAUACGUUGUUUAAUGGAUAGUAGAAGAACAUUAUACUUCCGGAUCUCGGCUCUGUAUGGUGGCGUUCUGCCUAACAGCUCAACUGCUGUGUGCUAGAUGAUUUGUUCUCAACGGAAAACGAUAAAGUUAAUUCAACUUGAUUCUUUAUAUGUAAGCAACGUAGCUCGAGAUUGUAUGAGAUUUUGAAUAGUAUGGCAAGUCAAAAACACUACUUCAAGAGUAGUAUUAUUCUA
Molecule: messenger RNA, 1360 nt
Organism: Mercurialis annua (annual mercury)
Lineage: Eukaryota; Viridiplantae; Streptophyta; Magnoliopsida; Malpighiales; Euphorbiaceae
Product: 33 kDa ribonucleoprotein, chloroplastic
Exons: 4
Coding region: 118-1095 (325 amino acids)
Cellular component (GO): cytosol
Molecular function (GO): mRNA binding
Source: RefSeq, a predicted model, not a curated record